AUGACGCCCACGAAAACUACAAAAACUGAAGUAGAAAUGGUGAUACGGAAUAGAAAAACUGUUAUGAAAGACGGGAUAAUGACAAUGUCGGGCAUCGGGGAACCCUCGGUGUUCCACGCUUUAGUGGUCAUAUUUUUGGAGUUCUUCGCGUGGGGACUACUCACGAUGCCAAUAAUAUCUGUCCUGAACGCCACGUUUCCAGAUCAUACGUUUUUGAUGAAUGGGCUUAUUAUGGGAAUAAAGGGAAUUUUGUCCUUUUUAUCCGCUCCUCUUAUCGGAGCCUUAUCUGACGUGUGGGGAAGAAAGUUUUUCCUCUUGGUAACAGUAUUUUUUACCUGUGCACCCAUACCACUGAUGACCAUUAACACAUGGUGGUUCUUUGCGAUGAUAAGCAUAAGUGGAGUGUUUGCUGUGACCUUCUCGAUCGUAUUCGCCUACGUAGCCGACGUCACCACCGAGGCUGAGCGGUCUCGCGCCUAUGGGCUGGUGUCCGCCACCUUCGCCGCCAGUAUGGUCAUAUCACCUGCGCUAGGAGCUUACCUUAUGGAUUUGUAUGGAGAAGCUCUCGUCGUCGCGGCGGCCACUGCGGUAGCGGUGCUGGACGUGUUCUUCAUCAUGGUUGCAGUUCCUGAAAGUCUUCCUGAGAAAGUCCGACCCAGUGGCUGGGGGGCCAACAUAAGCUGGGAGCAAGCAGACCCGUUUGCCGCCCUCAGGAAAGUUGGUGCGGAGCGCACGGUGCUCAUGCUAUGUGUAGCAGUGUUCCUAUCCUAUCUGCCAGAAGCCGGACAGUAUUCAUGCAUAUUUGUAUAUUUGAAGCUAGUGAUGGGUUUUGGUGUAGUGCAGGUGGCCAUCUUCAUUGCAAUAGUUGGUGUACUCAGUAUUGCUGUGCAAGUGGUGCUUGGAUUUUUAAUGAAAUCACUCGGUGCAAAGCACACUAUUAUGCUUGGACUUUUGUUUGAAAUGAUGCAACUUAUGUGGUAUGGAUUUGGGAGUCGCACUUGGAUGAUGUGGGCCGCUGGAGUCCUCGCCGCAUUGGGCUCCCUCACAUACCCUGCUAUCAGUGCGUAUGUGUCUGUAAAUAGUCGAGCAGACAGGCAGGGUGUAGUGCAAGGCAUGGUAACUGGAGUUAGAGGGCUCUGCAAUGGCCUCGGGCCGGCUAUGUUCGGUGUCAUUUUCUACCUGUUCCAUGUUGACCUUAAUGAAGAACACGCUGUCCCAGGAAUAAAUACUCGACCGGACGAUGAAAAGUAUGUGCGAUUGGUGCCCGGCCCACCAUUUGUCUUAGGAGCUCUUCUUGUUAUAUGUGCACUGCUUGUGGCCGCUUUCCUGCCAGAAGAUGGAACAGUGGGACCUCGAAGGUCUUCCCCCGAUCUACGGUUCGAAGUGGAGCGCGGCCGACGCGUGGCAGGACCCCUCUCACCCUUGAUGGCUCCUGAAUCAGCGGCUCUCUAG
This is a messenger RNA of Danaus chrysippus (African queen), 1452 nucleotides long. The record is from the annotation of a GenBank genome assembly. Lineage: Eukaryota; Metazoa; Arthropoda; Insecta; Lepidoptera; Nymphalidae.